This is a messenger RNA of Fusarium oxysporum Fo47, 1215 nucleotides long. Its product is annotated as histone chaperone NAP1. The coding region runs from base 1 to 1215 and encodes 404 amino acids. Gene Ontology annotation, molecular function: histone binding; chromatin binding. The transcript is spliced from 5 exons. Gene Ontology annotation, cellular component: chromatin; nucleus. Gene Ontology annotation, biological process: nucleosome assembly. NCBI's taxonomy places the organism in Eukaryota, Fungi, Ascomycota, Sordariomycetes, Hypocreales, Nectriaceae. The record is from RefSeq and is a predicted model, not a curated record.
AUGGCCGAGCCCAUUCGUGGAAAGCGUGCUCAGGACGCCGUGGCUCCUACGCCUCAGAACACACCCGCAACUGCUGCUCCCAUCUCUUCCCACGCUCAACAGCCGGGCGUUGCUAGUAUCAAGGAGGAGGAUCUGGACCGUGCCGCCGCGGCUUCAGUUUUCGCCCAAAACCCCAAGCUUAUCCAGAUGAUUCAGGGUCGCCUCGGCUCCCUCGUGGGCCAAUCUUCGGGCUACAUCGAGUCCCUGCCCGCUCCCGUCCGCCGACGUGUCGCUGGUCUCAAGGGCAUCCAGAAGGAUCACUCCAAGCUCGAGGCUGAGUUCCAAGAAGAGGUUCUCCAGCUCGAGAAGAAGUACUUCGCCAAGUUCUCCCCUCUCUACGAGAAGCGUUCCGCCAUUAUCAACGGAAAGACUGAGCCUACUGAGGAGGAGAUCAAGGCCGGUGAGGAGGACGAUGAGCCCGAGACUGAGGAUGCUGCCAAGUCUGAGCAGAAGUCCGAUGUCCCCGACAACGUUUCCGGUAUCCCCGAGUUCUGGCUCUCCGCCAUGAAGAACCAGAUCUCCCUCGCUGAGAUGAUCACUGACCGUGAUGAGGCUGCCCUCAAGCACCUCACCGACAUCCGCAUGGAGUACCUUGACAAGCCUGGUUUCCGUCUCAUCUUCGAGUUUGCCCCCAACGAUUUCUUCAAGAACACCACCAUUACCAAGACAUACUACUACCAGAACGAGAGUGGCUACGGUGGUGACUUCAUCUACGACCACGCUGAGGGUGACAAGAUUGAGUGGUUGCCUGGCAAGGACUUGACUGUCCGAGUCGAGAGCAAGAAGCAGCGAAACAAGAACACAAAGCAGACCCGAAUUGUCAAGAAGACCGUUCCUACCGAGUCAUUCUUCAACUUCUUCUCGCCACCCAAGGCUCCCACCGAUGACGAUGACGAGGAUGCCGAGUCCGACAUCGAGGAGCGCCUCGAGCUCGACUACCAGCUCGGUGAGGACAUCAAGGAGAAGCUCAUCCCCCGCGCCAUCGACUGGUUCACCGGUGAGGCUCUGGCUUUCGAGGAGAUCUCCGACGAUGAGCUUGAUGGUGCCGAUUUCGACGACGAUGAUGAUGAGGACGAGGAUGACCUGAGCGAGGAGAACGAUGACGAGGAGGAGUCUGACGACGACGAUGAGUCUGGCAAGCCUAAGCAGGAGGCUGCUGAGUGCAAACAGAGCUGA